Messenger RNA from Cercocebus atys (sooty mangabey), 3518 nucleotides. RefSeq names its product transmembrane protease, serine 13 (gene TMPRSS13). The transcript is spliced from 14 exons. Gene Ontology annotation, cellular component: membrane. Gene Ontology annotation, molecular function: serine-type endopeptidase activity; protein binding. The record is from RefSeq and is a predicted model, not a curated record. Gene Ontology annotation, biological process: proteolysis. Bases 119 to 1921 code for a protein of 600 amino acids. Lineage: Eukaryota; Metazoa; Chordata; Mammalia; Primates; Cercopithecidae.
GUGGGGGCUGGCCCUUGGCCCUCCAACCCCUUUACCCCACAUGCCUGGGAAGCCAGGGGCCAACAUGGAUCUUGUCCUUGACAUCAGCUAAGCCUAGAGGACUCUUCCCUCAGAGACCAUGGAGAGGGACAGCCACGGGAAUGCAUCUCCAGUGAGAACACCUUCAGCUGGAGCAUCUCCAGCCCAGGCAUCUCCAGCUGGGACACCUCCAGGCCGGGCAUCUCCAGCCCAGGCAUCUCCAGCUGGGACACCUCCAGGCCGGGCAUCUCCAGCCCAGGCAUCUCCAGCUGGGACACCUCCAGGCCGGGCAUCACCAGCCCAGGCAUCUCCAGCCCGAGCAUCACCAGCCCAGGCAUCGCCAGCCCAGGCACCUCCAGUCCGGGCAUCUCUAGCCCAAGUAUCUCCAGUCAGGGCAUCUCCAGUCAGGGCAUCUCCAGCCAGGGCAUCUCCGGCUCGGUCCUCACCUUCCAGGUCCUCAUCCAGCAGGUCAUCAUCUGCCAGGUCAGCCUCCGUGACAACCUCCCCAACCAGAGUGUACCUUGUUAGAGCAACACCAGUGGGGGCUGUACCCAUCCGAUCAUCUCCUGCCAGGUCAGCACCAGCUGCCAGGGCCACCAGGGAGAGCCCAGGUACGAGCCUGCCCAAGUUCACCUGGCGGGAGGGCCAGAAGCGGCUGCCGCUCAUCGGGUGCGUGCUCCUCCUCAUUGCCCUGGUGGUUUCGCUCAUCAUCCUCUAUGGGGGACGAGAGCCCCAGAGUUCAAGAGGGAUUGCAGUCCAGUUCUGGCGGGGCCACACAGGGAUCAGGUACAAGGAGCAAAGGGAGAGCUGUCCCAAGCAUGCUGUUCGCUGUGACGGGGUGGUGGACUGCAAGCUGAAGAGUGAUGAGCUGGGCUGCGUGAGGUUUGACUGGGACAAGUCUCUGCUUAAAAUCUACUCUGGGUCCUCCCAUCAGUGGCUUCCCAUCUGUAGCAGCAACUGGAAUGACUCCUACUCAGAGAAGACCUGCCAGCAGCUGGGCUUCGAGAGUGCUUACCGGACAACCGAGGUUGCCCACAGGGAUUUUGCCAACAGCUUCUCAAUCUCAAGAUACAACUCCACCAUCCAGGAAAGCCUCCACAGGUCUGAAUGCCCUUCCCAGCGGUAUAUCUCUCUCCAGUGUUCCCACUGCGGACUGAGGGCCAUGACCGGGCGGAUCGUGGGAGGGGCGCUGGCCUCGGAGAGCAAGUGGCCUUGGCAAGUGAGUCUGCACUUCGGCACCACCCACAUCUGUGGAGGCACGCUCAUUGACGCCCAGUGGGUGCUCACUGCCGCCCACUGCUUCUUCGUGACCCGGGAGAAGGUCUUGGAGGGCUGGAAGGUGUAUGCAGGCACCAGCAACCUGCACCAGUUGCCUGAGGCAGUCUCCAUCGCCGAGAUCAUCAUCAAUAGCAACUACACCGACGAGGAGGACGACUAUGACAUCGCCCUCAUGCGGCUGUCCAAGCCCCUGACCCUGUCCGCUCACAUCCACCCUGCUUGCCUCCCCAUGCAUGGACAGACCUUUAGCCUCAAUGAGACCUGCUGGAUCACAGGCUUUGGCAAGACCAGGGAGACAGAUGACAAGACAUCCCCCUUCCUCCGGGAGGUGCAGGUCAAUCUCAUCGACUUCAAGAAAUGCAAUGACUACUUGGUCUAUGAUAGCUACCUUACUCCGAGGAUGAUGUGUGCUGGGGACCUUCGUGGGGGCAGAGACUCCUGCCAGGGAGACAGUGGGGGGCCUCUUGUCUGCGAGCAGAACAACCGCUGGUACCUGGCAGGUGUCACCAGCUGGGGUACAGGCUGUGGCCAGAGAAACAAACCCGGUGUGUACACCAAAGUGACAGAAGUUCUUCCCUGGAUUUACAGCAAGAUGGAGAGCGAGGUGCGAUUUGGAAAAUCCUAACCAGCUGGCCUGCUGCUCUGCACAGCACCGGCUGCUGUGAAGACUCUGGCUACAGUGACUGGCCAUGUGUGGCAUCAUCUGGGCUAAUGGCCACCAGGCACCAUCGGACUCUCACCUCCACUGUCUGCUCUGUGUGUGUGUGUGUGUGUGUGUGUGUGUGUACAUAGUGUGCAUUGCCACUCUCGAGUUUUUCAGAAACCAGCAGAGCUGUCAACUCUUCUCAAAAUCCCAGGCUGGAAAUUACCUGGAGACAAGAGCCUGAGUACUGUGGAUGUUCCUACAGGGGUGUCCAUAGAUGGAUGGAGGAGGUGGAGCCCAGAGCCCAAGGAAGGGCCUGGAAUUCUUGCUUCUCUGACCCUCACUUACAGACUAGCCCAGUGUGGACAGAUGCCAGCAACCCAGGUGACGCCAUUGCUGUCCCGGGAUGGAUCGCGGGUUUUGGUGGGUGCAGCUUCCCCGUGCCUGGACUGUCUUCUGUGGAAAGCUGCUCCCGUUGUCGUUAUGAGCAUCGAGCCCUCACUCAGACCUCCUGCUGGAGCCGUAGAUGUCCGCAGCUGAGCUGUGCUGUGGCUAACCAGGCUGACAACGGAGAUGAGGAUUCACUCUACUCAUUUGGUCACAAGCUGCUGGGGCGGGUUUUAUUUUAUUUUAUUUUAUUUUUAUAUUUAAGAAAUGAAAAUACGGGUAUUUUUAAAGAUUCUCCAAAAACUCCAGGAGCCUUGACAGCUAGCAUCAAUCAGCCCAAGACCCCCAGGGGACUCCUGGGAAGUGUCAUAUUUUAAGAGUCCUACAGAAUAUUUCUGGCCUCAAGGGACUGGAUGAAGAGACUGGACUGAGUCCCCAGGAUGGACAUCUCCCAAGUCACUACAGCAUCUGGAGCCCCUAGGAGAUACUCAGGGAAGCAAAUACUCUUUUGGACUGGCAAGCAAAUCUGACAUGACGAGGUCCACAAACUGUUUCUGCAUCCAAGGGCCCUGACAAAGGCAUGAAGAAAUGGAAGCUGUUCCUGCAUAGGCUCCCAAGGGCCCCAGGGAGGUCCAGGUGGAGAGCAUCUCUCAUUCCCAGGGACUGUCCUGGGACUUUGGAAUUUCUUCUCAGCUUUCUCUACCUUUCAAUUUCUCAGUUGUUCUGGAAACAUAAUACUGACAUAAAAACUGCCAUGGAGAGAAACCUAACGUGGUCCCAGGCCCUCCAGGCAGCCCUUCUGAAGGAUCCAAGUUGACCAUGUUCCUGCAAAUCAUCAGUGUGCCUGGACUCACCAGUAAAAGCCUGGGCCUUCCGCAGCCUUUUCUCUGGGGCAGCUAUUCCUCUGCCAGCCGUGCUCCCCUCACCUUCCUUGGGCCCGUCAGGGUCUUUUGUGGUGCUAUGUUUCUCAGAGGCAGGAUCCAAGCAGAUCAACCCAGCCUAGCCCAGCUCAGGCAGGCCGUGGCCGCUCAAGGGAAAGACUGCCCCAGAAGAGCAGGCUGGAGAGGCUGGGCAGGGGCUCAUGGGGCUAGGUACACUGGGGAAUGUUAGCAAGACUGGCAAGGUGGCCACAUUCCUGUCUGCAGCAGCCCCCAGUGAUGGUCUUCAGCAAUAAAAGUUGUGUGACCUGAGA